Messenger RNA from Peromyscus maniculatus bairdii (prairie deer mouse), 2284 nucleotides. RefSeq names its product tyrosine-protein kinase Yes-like. Lineage: Eukaryota; Metazoa; Chordata; Mammalia; Rodentia; Cricetidae. Gene Ontology annotation, molecular function: protein binding; protein tyrosine kinase activity; ATP binding. Gene Ontology annotation, biological process: protein phosphorylation. The record is from RefSeq and is a predicted model, not a curated record.
CGGCGGCGGCGUGCGAGGCGGCCGGAGGUGGAGAUGGGAGAGGGCCCCCGCGGGUGUCCGCCGGCCUCGGCUGGCCACCUUCUUCUCCCCUCCCGCAGCGACCCGGGCCCGAGCGCGGCCGGACGGCAGAUAUGAUGAUGGGCUGCAUAAAAAGUAAAGAAAACAAAAGUCCAGCCAUUAAAUACACACCGGAAAACCCUCCAGAGCCUGUAAGCACAAGUGCCAAUCAUUAUGGAACAGAACACACCACAGUUGCCCCGACCUCUUCCACAAAGGGAGCACCGGUCAAUUUUAACAGUCUUUCCAUGACACCAUUUGGAGGGUCCUCUGGGGUAACUCCUUUUGGAGGCACGUCUUCCUCGUUCUCAGUGGUGCCAAGUUCAUAUCCUACAAGUUUAACAGGUGGUGUCACUAUAUUUGUGGCCUUAUACGAUUAUGAAGCUAGAACUACAGAAGACCUUUCCUUUAAGAAGGGUGAAAGAUUUCAAAUAAUUAACAAUACGGAAGGAGACUGGUGGGAAGCAAGAUCAAUUGCUACCGGAAAGAAUGGUUAUAUCCCUAGCAAUUAUGUAGCACCUGCAGAUUCCAUUCAGGCAGAAGAAUGGUAUUUUGGCAAAAUGGGGAGAAAAGAUGCCGAAAGAUUACUUCUGAAUCCUGGGAAUCAGCGAGGUAUAUUCUUAGUAAGAGAAAGUGAAACCACUAAAGGUGCUUAUUCCCUCUCAAUUCGUGAUUGGGAUGAGGUAAGGGGUGACAACGUGAAGCAUUAUAAAAUUAGGAAACUUGACAAUGGUGGAUACUACAUCACAACCAGAGCUCAGUUUGAUACUCUGCAGAAACUGGUGAAGCACUACACAGAACAUGCUGAUGGUUUAUGCCACAAGUUAACAACUGUGUGUCCAACUGUGAAACCCCAGACUCAAGGUCUAGCAAAAGAUGCUUGGGAAAUCCCUCGAGAAUCGUUGCGACUAGAGGUUAAACUAGGUCAAGGAUGCUUUGGUGAAGUGUGGAUGGGAACAUGGAAUGGAACCACAAAAGUAGCAAUCAAAACACUAAAGCCAGGUACAAUGAUGCCAGAAUCUUUCCUUCAAGAAGCUCAGAUAAUGAAGAAAUUAAGACAUGAUAAACUUGUUCCGCUGUAUGCAGUUGUUUCUGAAGAGCCAAUUUAUAUUGUCACUGAGUUUAUGUCAAAAGGGAGCUUGUGAGAUUUCCUUAAAGAAGGAGAUGGAAAAUAUUUGAAGCUUCCACAGCUGGUUGAUAUGGCUGCUCAGAUUGCUGAUGGUAUGGCGUAUAUUGAAAGAAUGAACUACAUUCACCGAGAUCUCCGAGCUGCUAAUAUUCUUGUAGGAGAAAAUCUUGUAUGCAAAAUAGCAGAUUUUGGCUUAGCAAGAUUAAUUGAAGACAAUGAAUACACAGCAAGACAAGGUGCAAAAUUUCCAAUCAAGUGGACAGCUCCUGAGGCUGCACUGUAUGGUCGGUUUACAAUAAAGUCCGAUGUGUGGUCAUUUGGAAUUCUACAGACAGAGGAGAGAGUGCCAUAUCCAGGUAUGGUAAACCGUGAAGUUCUGGAACAAGUGGAACGAGGAUACAGGAUGCCUUGCCCUCAGGGCUGUCCAGAAUCCCUCCAUGAAUUUAUGAAUCUUUGUUGGAAGAAGGACCCUGAUGAGAGACCAACAUUUGAAUAUAUUCAGUCCUUCUUGGAAGACUACUUCACUGCUACAGAGCCACAGUACCAACCAGGAGAAAAUUUAUAAUCCAAGUAGCUGUGUGCACAGAUCUGCCAAAACACUUGUGUGAGUUCCUCAUGCACAGGAAUGAGAAGAUACUCUUCACUCUGCAUGUUUCUUGUGGUAAACUGGAAUUCCAGAUAUGGUUGCACAAAACCACUUUUUCCCCCAAGUGUUAAACUCUAAAGUACCAAUGACACAUCUUACAACUUACUUCAGGGUCCAAAGAAAGCUAAGAUAUUGUGACUGUGGGUGAUAGCAUCGUAAGAAAGAGCAACAAGACUACUGUUUACUGGUCACUUUCUUUUCUUCCCAAAACUCAGAAUUGCUAAAAGAAAACUAUUUAUUGAUAUGGACGAAACUUGGGCUGUUAUACCGCUGUAAAAUCUAAAAUCAAAGAACUUCAUGAGACCAAAUAAUUCCAUUCCAGUUUUUAAAAAUCUUGCAUUUUUUUUCCUUAGAAGUUAGGUUUUUGUUUUGUUUUGUUUUUCUAUUUAACAGUUGGCAUGUAGUCUUAACACAGAUCUCCUUUUGGGUGGAACGGGCCAAGUCUUCCAAAA